Branchiostoma floridae (Florida lancelet) is the source of this 1978-nucleotide messenger RNA. RefSeq lists its product as uncharacterized. Gene Ontology annotation, molecular function: sequence-specific DNA binding. The record is from RefSeq and is a predicted model, not a curated record. The transcript is spliced from 5 exons. The coding region runs from base 80 to 778 and encodes 232 amino acids. Lineage: Eukaryota; Metazoa; Chordata; Leptocardii; Amphioxiformes; Branchiostomatidae.
AUGAAGUAACAUGAUAAUGAUGCUGCUAAUACGGCAUGAUUGGACCGUCACAGCCUGAAGCCCUGUGAGUCGCAGUGGAAUGUUCCAGCCGUCAAUCAUUAAACGUGUUAGCAACAAGUGGGCGAACGGGAGUCACUUGUCCUCAGUUCCGAGGAUUACGUGGUACGCCCGUCUAUCUUUAGAACUGGGCAUAUCCCUACUUCGACGGAUUAACCAGAGGUCUGGACAAUACAGCCCCGUGAAGCAUUUACUGGAGCAAAAGUUGGGCACGAUGAAGGGCGAUCCGACGAAAGUCGCCUCCAUGGAGCUGGGUCAUGAUCAGCUACACGGCCGGGGCCAUGACGGGGAGGGGCGGGUGAAAAGGACAACAACACACAGACGUCGCUUCUCCAGCAUUGGAACCAUGAGUUCAGAGCCAAACACGUCUUCUUCUGAGGACGAGAGGGAGUCAAAAACAAAGAGAAGGCCCCGGAUGAGGAUCAAGAAAGAACCCAAGUGGUCGCAAAGUGAUGACGUCAUGAGUGGUGAUGCCACCUGCAAAGUUCCAAACGACCCACGAAGCUGGUCUCGUGAGGACGUUCGUACGUGGUUGGAGUGGGCGCAGGCGCACUACACAGUAGGAGAGUUGGAUGCUGGGAAGUUCAUCAUGAACGGAAAGGGACUUUGCCUCAUGGACAAAAAGGGCUUUGUCUACAGAGUUCCUGGAAAGGGGGAAGUACUAUAUCUGGAUUUCCAGGAAAGACUGUUUCAGGCCCUGAAGGCGCAGAGAAAACUGUAGAAAGUAAGUUAAGAAAGGGGACGUGUUUUGUGAUUUUGGAACAUGCUGGAUUCCUACACGAAGGCGUAAAGCCACUCCUUUUACUCACCGUGAUGGUCAUUUAGGAACACGCUGUUAACCAGGGUAGAAGAAGUCUAAUCAACGGAGGUGAAAGAAAACAUCGUCGGGAAAAAAAAUCUAGACAAUCAUGGGUAGAGAAAGGAGGAUCAUAGAAUCGAUGUUGUGACACUGGGUAUUCUUGUCCCUUCCAAUUAUGAAUUGAUGCCAUUGGAUGUUAUAUUGGGUGCAUGAAAAACAUGGAGACAUAGUCCUGUAUUUAUACUCUCGUUUUUGGUUAGAGUUAAACGAGAAGAAGGGUGCAAAAUCGAGCAUGUGACUUGUAGGCAUCGAUUGACGCUCGUAAUAGCACCCUUUAGAGCUUUUGUUUUUGUUAGAAGUAGAAACAAGUUCUGUUCUAAAACACUCAACAGUGUAAAUUCACUUUACAAGCUGAUAAAAAAGGAAACUAAACAUACCAACAUACCAACUCACGAUUAUUGCAUGACUGGGUUUAUCGUAUAUAACCCAUUAGAAUGUCUGAAUAGUAGGGAUUAACAGGUGGUUGACAUGAUUUUAUGCUUUUGUUCUUCCUUUUGGAAAUCAUUUUGUAGAAAGUUACAUUUACAUAACUUGCAUGUUCUAUAAAACAGCACAAAAGACAUACAUGAUAGCUUGUGUAUAGCUGCUCUAUUAUAGUGACGUCAUCAAUCCGCCUACUUGGCUAUUCGUAAAUGUGUUGGUUUGCUAGCCACCGAUUGGCAGUAUUGUUGAUAGAUUUAGUUUGGACUGGUACUCAUCGUUAUCGGAUAUACUUAUUUAGAUGAUGAGUUUUAUUCAUUGAUGUAAAAAGAACAAACAAUAUCCAAAGAAGUAUCAAAAUCAAGUAUUCCGAUCAAUCUCAUUUAAUCUAUUACUAAUUGGAUGGGUGAAAAUAAUGAACAAAUCUUUUAUGGUAUGCGUAUACUAUACCAGGCAUUUGGCUACGAAAGCGUAAUAAAAGACUCAAACAUAAUCCAGGCAUGGAAAUAGUCUUCAGGUCAGUUUAAAGUGCCGGAUCGUAAACUUUAUUAAUGGAAUGGAUCUUUGUCAUUCUAAAAUGAGUUCUGUAUAUAUUGCUGUUUGGAACCAAUUACCUUGUAUCUGUGUAUCUUGUGUGUUGGA